AUGGUUAGACUUUGUUCGCAGCCAUUUUCAGACAGAGAACGAAUGGCGGCUGAAGUCAAACAUUAUCCUUUUGUCCAUCAUCGAAGCCGGCGUUUCCAUGUGAUCCUCCUUCUUAUGAUUGGUUACUUCUCAAUGGCGGUGAUAACAUCAAAUAUAGGAAUCACACUGAGUUGCAUGAUAAAUUCUACUGCGUUGGCGUUGGACGUGAAGGAUAACACAGUUCCAAGCGAUCUGAAUGAUUUAUUGCCCACCAAUGCGACAAAUCAGUGUGCCCGAGUAAAAGCUGGAAAAGUGAACGAUUACGGAGGCUCGUACGAAUGGCCUGUGAAAAUUCAGGGUUUCAUCGUUGGCGCAACAUUUUUAGGAGGGAUGCUGUCUACUUUACCUGGUGGUUUAGCGAUUGACAGAUACAGUAUUCGACACCUGCUAAUGAUUUCGGUGCUUCUACUUUCGGCUGCCAGCUUCCUCGUACCGUUAUUUGCUGCAGAAAUGGGACCUGCUGGAGUUAUACUACUGAGAUUUUUGAUGGGAGUUGGGGAGGGUGUUAUGAUUCCUGGUAUAAAUGGCAUGAUUACUGGUUGGAUUCCACUGCAUGAGAAAAGUACUGCUGCAUCUGUGUUCACCUCAGGAAAUCAACUGGCUGGAAUCCUUGGUAAUCCAAUAGCUGCUGAGCUUUGUGCCAGUGAUCUUCAAUGGCCUGCAGUAUUUUAUUGUUCAGGGCUACUUGGUUUCCUUUGGUGUGUUGUUUGGCACUACACGGUAAACAAUUCCCCAUCCAAUUCUAAAUGGAUAAGCGAUCACGAAUUGGCAUAUCUGGAACAUCAUCUUCCUGAGAAACGUCUUAAACACCAGAAGGUCAUACCUUGGCUUUCAAUGGCAUCGUCCGCUCCGUUGCUGGUGGUAUUUUAUUCAGGCAUCAUAGGUAACAUGAUGAUUGCUAUGAUCCUUGUUUACAUUCCUGUAUACUUCAAAGAUGUACUAAUGUUAGAAGUAAAGCAAAAUGGCUUUUACACGGCUCUUCCACACACGUUCAACUUAAUUUCAAAACUAGUUUGGGGUUUCUCUAUGGACUAUUUCAAACAGAAGAAGUUACUCACCGCUACGCAGACUGUAAAGCUCUCUCAGGUCUUAUCCAUGCUCACACUGUCAAUUUGCUUCUUCGCUCUUGCGUACGGAGUUGACUGUUCCACUCACGGUCUUGCCUUGUUCUUGCUUUCCGUCAUCGGAGCAGCGUUUGGGUUGUCGAUAAGUGGAUUUCUCACCAGUCUUCUUUCUCUUGCACCAAACUUUAUUGGAGUUAUCAGCAGUAUUUCACAAAUAAUCGGUUUCGGAGGUCGUGUUGCAACUCCCCAAAUAAUUACUUACUUUAAAACUGUAGGAACAGCAGAAGAAUGGCGUGGAAUCUUGCUGGUGUAUUCUGCUAUGACUGCGUUGUCUGCUGCAUUGUUCGCCGUAUGGGGUUCAGGAGAAGUGCAGUAUUGGAACUCUCCUCAGCCAAAAUGGUCAGAACUAGGAAGUGUUCCUAUGGAUAACAAAAUUUCCAGCAAUCUUCAUAUUAUGGGUAAAUUAGAGUUCGGGAAAAUGGAAGACGAUGGUGACUUCUUCUUGAUCGAUCUUCUAAAGUACUGCUAG
Messenger RNA from Necator americanus (New World hookworm), 1632 nucleotides. RefSeq lists its product as uncharacterized. Gene Ontology annotation, molecular function: transmembrane transporter activity. The record is from RefSeq and is a predicted model, not a curated record. Gene Ontology annotation, biological process: monoatomic anion transport; transmembrane transport. NCBI's taxonomy places the organism in Eukaryota, Metazoa, Nematoda, Chromadorea, Rhabditida, Ancylostomatidae. Gene Ontology annotation, cellular component: membrane. Bases 1 to 1632 code for a protein of 543 amino acids. The transcript has 17 exons.